AAUGUCACCUGAUGUUAGUUAACCGUGUUAGCUAGCGUUAACUAGCAAGCUAACCCUGACUUCUGUCAUCUGCAGUCUAGCAGUCAGGUUGCUAGCUGGAACAUAAAAUAGGUGCACAUAUGAAAUUAUGUUGAGUUGAAUUUUAGUCUAGAAAUCCCAUGAAAAUGUCAGCAUUUAAUGAAUGAGUUUGUAUGCAGGAAACACAGCAGCAGGCUGAAGUAGAGCAGGAUGAAACAGCUGUGUCUUCAGGGUUUCAGGUGAGGUCCUAAUUAUGAAAUAUAUUUUAGAACUGUAGGGAGGCAUCAGCAUUAAAGUCAGUCUUUAGGAUGUUCAACAAAUACACAGUAUAACCUUUGAAAGUCAACAUAUUGGUCAUGAGUUUGUUUUGAAAAAAAAUCUUACAUCAAAACAACAUAAGAUCCUAUUCAUUGAAUAUUAACAUUUCCCUCAAAAAUAAAUGGGAUCCAAAGUUUAACUAUAUGUUUAUAUCUUCAUCAAUGCAUUAUGAAUAUGUAAAAAUCAUGUUUUUUUAUUGCACAUUCCAGGUAAUAUCAAUCAAACUGCAGUUGGUUUGUUUUAAUUAAGUGAAAAUAAAUGUAAUCAAAACAACCCAAUUGCAGCUUGAUUUGUAUUACCUGGAAUGCACAAUUUAAAAAAUGAUUUAUGAAAAUGAAUUAAAAUGGUGGAUAUCUGUUUUUGCAAAUGAACUCUUCAUAUGCUAUUACGGAUUAAUUGUAAAUGACCAAUUUACAUUUAUUGUAAGUACCAUAGUCUACCUAUUUUAAUGUUAACUUAGUUGCAAGUUAUUAUAACACAGGAUGCAAAAGAAUAAUUUGCAAAUGUUGUUACAGACCAGGUUAAGUUUAGUUUUCUCUUUGGGAGACAGUCAGUGUGAGUGAGGACGAUCCUGAAGCACGUCAGUGUAGCAGUGUCAUGGACAUGGGGAAUAAGCCAUACCAGCCUGAUCCAAACCAUCGAAGUACAGCAACUUCCAAUCAAGAUUUGACGGUUUCAGGCGAACUGGUACAGUCAGUAUUCAUGGCUUCACUACAGUCCAACACUGAAAAGGUUCUUUGUUUUGAGUGUGUCAAAUCAUACACCAUAAAAAAGACCACUUUGGAAAAAAGAAUGACCCUGCCUUAUGCACAAAGGGUUUCAAUAAUUGGAAGAAUGACACAGGUAGCUUUAGCCGCCACAAAGCUGUAUGCCAUGGACAUCAAGAAGCCCUUGACCAAGUAUAUCUUAAAUAUAUUUGCCAACAGUUUGUACCUGUCAAUGACCGACGUAGGCAUCUGUUUGGAUUGUUUAAAUAGACACCAAGGACUCUCAUGAAGAUUGUUGAUGUUGGAUGCAAAACAUUUUUUUUGUUUUUUUUCACUUUUCCGUUAACAAGUAAUUUCAUAGUUUACUUUCUUUUAGUCUUUGAUCUGUUGCUUUGUUUAAUUUGUAUUUAAAUGUAAAUGCAGAUCUUAAUGUAAAUAUAGAUGUUACAUUUUAAUAAACCAGUUGGUUGUCAACAUUAAACAGUCCUUUUUUUUCCAGGGUGGGUGUCCCUACCAAUAUUGAGACCAAACCUACACCCGAUGUGUGAAAUGUAACACGAACUCCAAGGUGAGUGUUUUUACUUGUUACUGUACAUGUUGUUAUGUGAAUAACAGUAGUAAUAUUAACAUUGUCAUAAAUAAAUACACACACCAUAAUCUGUUUGCUGUAGCUCUGUGUUUAUACAUACAUAGGCCGUGUGUGUGUGUGUGUGUGUGUGUGUGUGUGUGUGUACACCAUAAUUCAAUGUCUAAUAUUUUAAAAACGGAAGCAGCACAAACAAAGCUUUUAUCGGCACAAACGGAGCACAAACGAUUGAGACUACUUUGCCGACGUUUUGCGUUGGGUGGGGGCCAACAUGACGCAGGUUAUUCAUGCACCUGGGGUUCUCGGGUGUUAAAAUGAGUCUCCGCCUACUAGUGUAUAACUGAAAGUGAAACCAGACCCGUCUGAAAGCUCACAUAGACCAGGAAGAUGUCUUUUUAAAACAAAUGCUGAAUUUAAUUACUCCGGAUCGAGUGGAUCAGAGAAGAGAAUAAACAAGAUGAGUUUUGAUAAAGAGAGGAGUAAAGGGUUAAAAAGGAGAAGGAAAGAGGACAUGGCUGAUUCUUUAUCUUCACAACUAAGACAAGGCAGAAGGAAGAGCAUGCAUACAGCUACUGACUUUGCAGGUGAAUCCAGCAGCCUCCUGACUGAAGAGCAGUUACAGUGUUCUAUCUGUCUGGAAGUGUUCACUGAUCCCGUCACCACUCCAUGUGGACACAGCUUCUGCAACAGCUGCCUCACACAAAGCUGGGAUACGCGUCAACAUUAUUAUUGUCCAUAUUGCGAAGAGAAAUUCACCAAGAGACCUGAAAUCAAGAUUAAUAUAACACUGAGAGAAGUUGCAGAUCACUUCAGGAAGAAAACAGUCUCAGAUAAGUCUCAGAUUCUUUGUGACUUCUGCACUGGUGUGAAGCAGGAGGCCUUGAAAUCCUGUCUGGAUUGUGGUGUGACUCUCUGUUCAUCUCAUUUAGAUCUUCAUAAUAAUGUUCAAAAAUAUAAGAAACACAAAGUAAUAAAUGCAGUGGAGAACCUGGAGAAAUACAUUUGCCAGGAGCAUGAGAGACCUCUGGAGAUGUUCUGUAGAGACGAACAGAAAUGUGUGUGUCGGGUCUGUACUGUGACAGACCACAAGAAUCACAACGUUAUUCCAUUAGAGGAGGAGAGUGGACAGAGGAAGAGUCAGCUGGGGAAAACACACACGGAGCUGCAGCAGAUGAUCCAGGAGCGACUGAAGAAGAUCCAGGAGAUUAAUCACUCAGUAGAGCUCAGCAAAAGAAACACAGAGAAGGAGAAAUCAGACAGUAUUGAAGUCUUCACCGCUCUGAUUCGCUCCAUUGAGAGGAGUCAGGCUGAGCUGCUGGAGGUGAUGGAGAGGAAGCAGAAAGCAGCAGAGAAGCAGGCUGAAGGACUCAUUAAAGAGCUGCAACAGGAAGUCGAUGAGCUAAAGAGGAGAGACACUGAGCUGGAGCAGCUCUCACACACUGACGAUCAUCUCCACCUCCUACAGAUUUAUCCGUCACUGUGCAUCGCUCCACACACCAAGAACUGGACUGAGAUCAGGAUUAAAACUGAACCGAGUGUGGAAGCUCUGAGGACGACUCUGUCUCAGCUUCAGAAGACUCUGAAUGAGAAACUAAGUGUAACUCUGAAUGAGAAACUCAGUGUAACUCUGAAUGAGAAGCUGAAGGAAAAAGUCUCCACAGAACUGAAGAGGAUUCAGCAGUAUGCAGUGGAUGUGACUCUGGAUCCUGAUACAGCUUCUCCUUAUCUCAUCCUGUCUGAUGAUGGAAAACAAGUGACGCAUGGAGACACAAAGCAGAAUCUCCCAGACACCUCGAAAAGAUUCACUUAUUAUCCAAUGGUCCUGGGAAAUCAGGGUUUCUCCUCAGGGAGGUUUUACUAUGAGGUGCAGGUCAGCAGGAAGACUAAGUGGGAUUUAGGAGUGGUCAGAGAGUCUGUUAACAGGAAGGGGAAAAUUGCACUUAAACCUCAGGAUGGAUUCUGGACCGUGAUUCUGAGGAAGGGGAAUAAGUAUACUGCUUGUGAUGAUCCUGGUAUCUCCCUCUCCCUGAGAGAGAAACCCCAGAAGGUGGGCGUGUUUGUGAAUUAUGAUGAGGGUCUGGUCUCCUUUUAUGAUGUUGACGCCAGGUCUCAUAUCUACACUUUCACUGGUCAGUCUUUCACUGAGAAACUGUAUCCAUACUUCUGCCUUUCUAAUAAUGAUGGAGGUAAAAACUCAGCACCACUGAUCAUCUCUCGUGUAUCAAAGACUGAAUAAAUUCAGUCAAUUAUAUACAAUUACCAGAAUAAAAGACAAUGGGCCUCAUUUAGGGCCCCAUAUUUCAGAUCUUUUUGAAACUGAUGGAGGUAAUGUUUUAAAUCUCAUAUGAUAAAAACUGAAUAAAUUCUCACAUCAUCAAUUCAUUAAUGUAUGAAAUGGCCAGAAUAAAAAACAAUGGGUUUCCUUUGUGAAUUUUUAAGUAAAGUUGUGUAAAUGUUUUUCAUAGGCCAAACUGAACUUUCAGUAAAGUGCAAAUCACAUACAGUUUCCAUAAAAGGAAAAGGUCACAGAGAGCUGAAAGAAUAAAAUGAGCUGAAGUAUACAUAAUAUUUUUUGUUAGUACGUGAAUGUAUGGCGUAAAUGGUAUCUGAUUAGCAAGACCAAGCUCAGUGCUCGGAUUAGUUUCUGUCCCACUUUAGAUAAAAAGUGCCUGCUAUAUAAAAGUCUAGCUCCUAAAAAGAAUCCAGAUAAACCUGAGUAAAACCUGAGUAAAAAAAUGUUUUUACGUGUAAUCAUAUUACAUGGGUGUCCAUUCUAAUCCGUACAGGACCAGUGUGGCUGCAGGUUUUAAUUCCAACCAAUCAGGAACCACAUCUGAUAUUCGAUUGAUACAGCUGGAAUCAGAUGUGGCUCCUCCUCAGUUGGACUGAAAACCUGCAGCGAUGCCAAUCCUUUAUGGAUAAAAUUGGACACCCCUGUUCUAUGGAGUUGCUUUUUAAAAAUUGCUCCAUUUUUUAAAAUUAAAGUUUAUAUUUAUACCGUCAAAUAUGUUUAGUCUAUAAUGAACUCGGCUACACUGUAUGGUCAUUUUGUCAAAUAAUUGUUAAAAUUGUCAUAAAAUAAAUGUUGAUAGCGAGUUAAAAUCAUUUAUUUUCUUCACCAUAUAACCCUGUUCCUGGUGUUACAGUGUAAAUACAGCACUUGUUUUGUGUUUAGUGAACUUGUUUCCAUUUUUAUGAGAACAUUUCAUAUGCAAAGUCAAAUAAUUAUAAUCACAAUAUCAACAACUCACUCGUCCAAGUCUAAAUGUUGUAGAGAGUUACAAAUACUUGAAUUGUGACACGAUCUUGGUGUUUUCAACUAUUGAAGCUGGGUUUGCUGUUGAUGUAACGUAUAAAUUUAGCAAUUUACUAACACAUCUGAGGUAAAUUCUUAUCUUUGUUGUUUUCUCUGGGGCUGUGCCAUUAUUCAGUCCAUAUAAUGGAAUUAACACUCCAGCUGGUUAAAUAAUUAGUCUCUCUUAUUAGCUAGCAUGUGCUCAGUGUCCAUAUAUCCAACUUGUGUAGCAACAGUGUUUAACCCCUUGAAUGGUACAUGCAUACAGUGUGUGUGUGUGUGUGUGUGUGUGUGUGUGUGUGUGUGUCCUGCUGAAUCAAAAGUACAAAAGCAGAAGUUUUAUUUGGAGACACCAAGAGCUGCUUAGUACUACAAAGCCCCGCCCCCAUUUCCUUAAAAGGCAUUCUGUGAGGUAUAAAAGUUAACCAACCAACAAUGUUUGUAGACAGAAUGUAUAUUUCAAGGCUUGUAUUCUUUACUUUCAAUUUUAUUAUUGUUCAGUUUGUAUACACCUGGUUAAAAUAGCAAGAGUUUCAUUAAUAAUAGUCAUUAGUUCAUACAGAUUUACUAAAUUGAUCAACUAGAGCUUUUCUGUGUUAAUAUGCGGAACCGCCUUUCUCUGAGCGAGUAGUGACAUCACAAAGCAUGAGUGAGAGUGAAACUAGAUCAGUAAAGCUCACAUCAACCAAAAAGACUUCUUUGAAAAACAAAUGCUGGAUGUAAUUACUGCGGAUUAGAGCUGCAACAAAUAAUUGAUAAAAUCAAUAAUAAUUGAUUAGAAAACUGUUGUCAAUGAAUCUCAUUAUCGAUUAAUUGGUCUUUGUGUGGCACAUUUACUCAUUACAUUACCUCUGUUCCGAAAACACGCAUCGGAGAGUAAAUACUAAAGUUGUGUCCCAAAUGACGUACUAUACAUUUAAACUAUGCACUUACACUAUGCACUACUCUAGGGUCCGCAGACCCCUUGGUCAGUGGUGUAAUUGCAGGGGGUCCUUAGGAAAGUUUAUAAAAUGUUUAAAUAAUAUAUGUAUUAUAUAUAAUAUUUUGUUAAAUGUAUCAAAACAUAUUCAAAUGAGAUGUUUUAAAAUUAAUCAAUUUGGUUAUUUGCAAAUAUCACAUUAGCUGAGCUGAC
This is a messenger RNA of Ictalurus furcatus (blue catfish), 6056 nucleotides long. RefSeq names its product E3 ubiquitin-protein ligase TRIM39-like. Bases 2087 to 3865 code for a protein of 592 amino acids. Gene Ontology annotation, molecular function: zinc ion binding; protein binding. Lineage: Eukaryota; Metazoa; Chordata; Actinopteri; Siluriformes; Ictaluridae. The transcript is spliced from 8 exons. The record is from RefSeq and is a predicted model, not a curated record.